CAGGAGGACAAGGACAGUGAGGAUGAGGAGGCCGAGGAGCCUGACAGCACCACAGAGACCCCCCCCAGCAACCCCGACCAGAAAUCCCACCAGAUCAUCAAGUUUGGGACCAACAUCGACCUCUCGGAUGCCAAGAGGUGGAAGCCUCAGCUGCAGGAGCUGCUCAAGCUGCCGGCCUUCAUGCGCGUGUCGUCCACGGGGAACAUGCUGAGCCAUGUGGGGCACACCAUCCUGGGCAUGAACACCGUGCAGCUCUACAUGAAGGUGCCGGGCAGCCGCACCCCCGGCCACCAGGAGAACAACAACUUCUGCUCGGUGAACAUCAACAUCGGGCCCGGAGACUGCGAGUGGUUCGCGGUGCACGAGCACUACUGGGAGACCAUCAGCGGCUUCUGCGACAGGCACGGCGUGGAUUACCUGACGGGCUCGUGGUGGCCGGUGCUGGAGGACCUGUACGGCUCCAACAUCCCCGUGUACCGCUUCGUCCAGCGCCCCGGGGACCUGGUGUGGAUCAACGCCGGCACCGUGCACUGGGUGCAGGCCACGGGGUGGUGCAACAACAUCGCCUGGAAUGUGGGGCCGCUGACAGCCUACCAGUACCAGCUGGCGCUGGAGCGCUACGAGUGGAACGAGGUGAAGAACGUGAAGUCCAUCGUGCCCAUGAUCCACGUGUCCUGGAACGUGGCGCGCACCGUGAAGAUCAGCGACCCCGACCUCUACAGCAUGAUCAAGUACUGCCUGUUGCAGUCCAUCAAGCACUGUCAGGUGCAGCGCGAGAGCCUGGUGCGAGCAGGGAAGAAGAUCACCUUCCAGGCGCGGGUGAAGGACGAGCCGGCCUAUUACUGCAACGAGUGCGACGUGGAGGUGUUCAACAUCCUGUUUGUGACCAGCGAGACGGGCGGGCGCAACACGUACCUGGUGCACUGCGAGGGCUGCGCGCGGCGCCGCAGUGGGGCCCUGCACGGGGUCGUGGUGCUCGAGCAGUACAAGACCGAGGAGCUCAUGAACAUCUACGACAGCUUCACCCUGGUGCCAUCACCCAGCUCCAGAUGAGCCCCGCCCCCCCCAUCGGGGGGGUCACGUGAUGAUGAUGAUGACGGGGGGGGGGGCGUCCCGUGCCCCUCCCCCCCAACCCCUCCCCCCUAAUGAACAUUGUUAUUUAUUCCCGGUGAUAUUGCCCCUCCCCCACCCCUCCACCCCCCCCCCCAUGUGGGGGGGGAGGGGCUCGGAUGUGGGGGGGGGAGGGGGGGUUGGGGGGCCCCUCCCCCCCCCCAGUUUUAUACACAAAUCCCCAUUUAUAGCAAUUUUUUAAGCCCCACCCCCCCGGCUGCCCCUCCCCCCACUGUGGGGGAUGGGGGGGGCCCCUCUGCUCCUCCCCCACUCUUGGGUGCCCCCCCCCCAUUACAAUGGGGGUCAGUGGAGAGGGGGGAGGGGCGGCCCUUUGCCAAGACACAACCAAAAACACGCCCCUCCCCCACCGCCGCCCCUCCCCCACCCCCAUCCGGGUCCUUUUCAGGGGGGCCCUCCCCACCCCCCCCCGGGCUAUGGGGGAUGGGGGGGAAGGGGGGGGCUCAGGUCUCAAUGGGGGGAGGGGGGGACCCCCAAACCAUGGUGCAA
Molecule: messenger RNA, 1617 nt
Organism: Pezoporus occidentalis (night parrot)
Lineage: Eukaryota; Metazoa; Chordata; Aves; Psittaciformes; Psittacidae
Product: lysine-specific demethylase 6B-like
Exons: 9
Biological process (GO): regulation of gene expression; heart development
Cellular component (GO): MLL3/4 complex
Molecular function (GO): chromatin DNA binding; histone H3K27me2/H3K27me3 demethylase activity; RNA polymerase II cis-regulatory region sequence-specific DNA binding
Source: RefSeq, a predicted model, not a curated record